AUGCUCUCAGUCCGCCCCGUCUCUUUGUCUCUCGCACACUCUACGCCCACCGGAGCCAAAACCCUAGAUGAAAUCCUGUACAGUUUAAUCAGCGGCGGCCGCGGCCGCAGAAUUGGCGAGUCAUCUAGACCUUCGCUCGUCCAGGCCUUCCACUCGUCUCCACUCUGGCGUCUCCAUCGCGAGUCCACCAACCACCUGAUGUGGGCAGCAACUCCUUUUCGACCGCAACGACCGCAACUCGCUUUCGAUGCAACUGAUGGUGGUGGGUUUCUCGGCUACAUGGUGUGGACUGUGCAGGAUGAUGGAACCAUCAAGGUGAAGGCUCCCAGGGACAAGCUUACGCUUAACUUCAAGCAUCUGAACCUCGAUUUCCGGCUCAUCACUGACGAGGCCACCGGAGAAAAGAAGCUGAAUAUGGACAUGUGGUUUAGCAGCCGACCAUGUCACUGCAUCACUCAGGGUUUGAGAUGUGUAACUUCCUUGGGGAGAAGAGGGUAUGAGGAAUUUAUUGCAAUUCUUUAUGUUUUGUGCAUUUUAACUUGGUCAGCGGCUAGAUGUGUAUCUUUUAAGACCAUGACGGGCCUGAACGGCUUUAAGAAGUCAAGUGGCUAUAAUAUUGUGAAAUCUUCAGCUUUGCUUGUCAAUUCGUAA
Molecule: messenger RNA, 651 nt
Organism: Striga asiatica
Lineage: Eukaryota; Viridiplantae; Streptophyta; Magnoliopsida; Lamiales; Orobanchaceae
Source: the annotation of a GenBank genome assembly